UUCGGUACACAAAGGAGAGGUCCUACAUAUACCAUAUCCAUUUUCUUUCCACCUUUUCUUCAUAUCCCCCUUAUAUUCUCGUGACUACCUCUUGCAAUUCACAAGUUUACAUAUCCAACAGAAACUCAUCAAGAACAUGUUCAAAACUGUCCAAUAGUAUAAUUGGUGGGUUCAAUUCAUAUAUGGCCAAGAAACUGAAAAUCCCUUCCAUUUUCAAGAACAAAGAAACAAAGCAUCCAUGGCAGUGGUUCUCAUGCAAGCAACAGCCCAAAACACAUUCUUUUCGAGCAGACGACAAAAUUUUCGAGACCGAUAACUUGGGUUUAUCCGACCCUUCCAACAGGGUUGGAACUCCUAAAUCUUGCUUUACAUAUUCCGAGGACAAUCCUGGAGGUGAAUCAGUAGAGAUGAUCAUUCGUGGGGUGCAAUCCGAGAGGUUGAUUUUCGAGCCAAGCAACACGAGUUCAUCAAUCUUAGAUGAGGCGAAAACGAGUGGAGUUUUACCAUUGAAGGAGAGUAUAGUACUAGCAAUAGAGUCAGAUGAUCCUUAUAUAGAUUUCAAGAAGUCCAUGGAGGAAAUGGUGGAGACUCAUGGGUUGAAAGAUUGGAAAUGCUUGGAGGAGUUGUUAGGAUGGUAUUUGAAGAUGAACGAGAGGACGAAUCAGGGAUUCAUCGUCGGAGCAUUCGUCGAUUUGCUUAGAGGACUUGCAUCUUCUUGCUCUAAUUCGACAAAUUCUUGUUCUGGUUUUACAUUGUCUUCUUUUUCUUCUUCUUCUCGUCCUUCUCCUCGUAUCAUUAGUAAGUCACGGUGAUGAUUUUAAUUGUUGAAGAGAAUAUUGUAUCCAUCUAAUAGUUUAACCUUCUAUGUAAAAUGACUUGA
This is a messenger RNA of Olea europaea var. sylvestris, 880 nucleotides long. RefSeq names its product transcription repressor OFP13-like. The record is from RefSeq and is a predicted model, not a curated record. The transcript has a single exon. Bases 183 to 812 code for a protein of 209 amino acids. Lineage: Eukaryota; Viridiplantae; Streptophyta; Magnoliopsida; Lamiales; Oleaceae. Gene Ontology annotation, biological process: negative regulation of DNA-templated transcription.